Molecule: messenger RNA, 1371 nt
Organism: Lodderomyces beijingensis
Lineage: Eukaryota; Fungi; Ascomycota; Pichiomycetes; Serinales; Debaryomycetaceae
Source: the annotation of a GenBank genome assembly
AUGAAGUCACUGGAAUUAGAUCAAGAAAGUAUAAAACUCACCCCUACGAAGAGCCAAGUUGAGCAAAGAGGAGAAGUAGAAGGUUGUGAUGACGACGACGAGGGGAACGUUUCAAUAGGUUCAGUUUCCACCUAUGGCGGAGAUCAAGAAUACCACGAUUCAUUCAUGGCCACAGUUGAAAGAAACCAAAUCUCGAUAUCCCGGAACUUGAUGCUACUUCUAUAUAGCUUGAACUUUUUCAGUUCAGACGUGAGAAUCACCUCCAUCACCAACAAAUUCAUCGUCUUGCAAAACAAAGUUGGCGUGGACAACGUGGGAAGGCCGAUUUACGACAUUGAUAUAGAUGACGUUUACUUUGUUGUCCAUUGGGUCAUCACGGUGACUUUCCUCCGUUCGGCACUCAUGAAAUAUCUCAUGGAGCCAUUUGCUUCGAAGUUCUGCAACAUACACUCGAGAAAAGCCAAGACUAGGUUUGCUGAACAGAGCUGGUCGUUUGUUUACUGGGGGUUGUCGUUUAUUUAUGGAGUUUAUUUGUAUCUCGAUGCACCAUAUUUCAACGAUUUGGACCAGAUCUACAUCAACUGGCCCGAUUUCUACAUGAAUGGGCCCUUCAAGAGCUAUUAUUUGAUUUCAAUGGCGUUUUGGAUCCAGCAAAUCUUUGUGCUCCACGUUGAAAAGCCUCGCAAGGACCACUACCAAAUGUUGAGCCAUCACAUUAUUACAUGCAUGUUGAUCAUUGGGUCUUAUUACUACUACUACUUCAGAAUCGGACACUUGAUUUUGAUGAUUAUGGACUCGGUGGAUAUUUUCUUAGCUGGGGCCAAGAUGUUGAAAUAUGCCAAAUAUAGCACCGCUUGCGAUGCCAUGUUUAUCUUGUUCUUGGUGAGUUGGAUUGGUUUGAGACACGGGGUCUACAACUACAUCUUUUACCACGCGUGGCACAAAUCCACCAGUUUGAUGCAGAAUGGCCGCUGCAUCGAAGGCGUGGCGCAAAAGAGAUGCUGGACACCCGGGGUGAUUAAUGUGUUUAUGGGGCUACUUGGUGGUUUGCAGAUUAUUACUUGCAUUUGGAUGUAUUUGAUUUUAAAAGUUGCUUACAAGGUCAUCAUUGGAAGUGGAGCUGAAGAUGUGAGGAGUGACGAAGAUGAUACAGACGAGGAAAAGGAAGAGGAAGGGCAAGAUUUUGAAGAAAAAGAAGCUAUAGGAGAGGUAGAUGAACAGGAGGAGAAAGAGCAAGAGGAAGCUAAUCAACUGCCUGACGAAGUUGAUUCUGAUAAAGCUGAGUUGCUCGAUGAAAAGUUCGAAUUUCAGUACAGCACUUCGGUUUCUAACCGAAAGGACACUUAUACAUCCGCCUUGGAUGAAAAGUAA